AUGGCAUCUAUUACAAAAGAUGACUUUAAUGUAGUUAUCUCUCAUCUAUCGGUUAGUCAUACUCGAAAGAAUAGAAAUCUAUACGCUACACUCGAUUUUGAUGGUUUCAAACAAAUGAAAACUGAUAUAACUACUUCAACAAAAGAGGGAAAAGCAGCAUGGAGUCAAAGAUUUGAUUUUCAAUAUGAAACAAAGUAUAUACACAAGUUGAAUAUGAAACAUUUCAAGUUGAAUCUGUAUAAAAAGAAAUCAUUGUCUGCUGAUUCAUUGGUUGGAUCAGUGUUGGUAGAUCUCUAUACUCUGGCAACCGGUCCAAUCGAUCAUGAUAUACUACUGACAAAAGCAUCGAUGGGUGUUGGUAGAGCUAGAUUCAAAUUACAAAUGGUACAUGUAUCACGUAUUCGAAUCAAUGUCGAUCAUAUUGCAAUCACAAAUCUCCAUAAAUCAAUUACUUCUGGUAGUUCUGAUUGUACAAAUUAUUUGGAGUAUUCUUUAAAUAAUAAUCAUAUAAAUUCAUCACCAAAAAUAGAAGGAUCAUUAUGUCCAACUUGGAUGAAUCUACCACCAAUCAGUCAAAUCAUUUCACUCAAGGAUUUGGUAGACAGUCAAUUACAUUUUACAUUUAAAGAAAAAUCACUUAAAGAUAAAACUCUUGGUCAAUUGGUUUUACCAAUUAAAAAUAUAUUUUCAUUUAUUGAAGGUGAUACAAAACAUAUUAAUACAUGGUUGGUUAGUAUGGACAAUGAAAAGAUUGCCGAUUUAUUUGUAAAGAUCCAGUUUAAUGAGAUUCCCCAGUUGGCUCAAAUGUUGGAGGGUAUACACACCGAGACUGGUAUACAAAACGGUCAACCUUUCUUCUCGGGUGUACCACUACCAAAACUACUCGGUGAUAUCACCAACCCUGUACCACAAGACAUUAAACUGCCACAGGGAUGGGAGAGCAAGAUGGACCAGUUUGGCAGAACCUACUAUGUCAACCACAACACACGUCAAACAACUUGGACCAAUCCUCUCAUGUCUGCACCAGUCGAGAAAAAGAGUGGAUCAUUUUUAUUACAACAACAUGGUAGUAGUAAUAAUAGUAAUGGUAAUCUUGCAUCUCACAAUGAUGCAGUUAGAAAGAAUUCAAAGAGUAAGAGUAAUAUGAGUAGUAGCAAUGGAGGGGAAAAGACCAAAGAAGAAAAGGCAGCUAUUUUAAUUCAAAGAACAUUCCGUCGUCACAGAAAGGAUGUCUAUACUAAAACCAUUCGUAAUCCAAGUCAGUACCGUCAACCUUCCCAAAGACCACAAUUACCAUCUGGUUGGGAAUGUCGUAUCGAUGAUUACGGUCGUCCUUAUUAUCUAGAUCAUAUGAAUCGUACUACUACUUGGACUCCUCCCAAACCAAACAAAAAAUAA
This is a messenger RNA of Cavenderia fasciculata, 1398 nucleotides long. RefSeq names its product WW domain-containing protein (gene dwwA). NCBI's taxonomy places the organism in Eukaryota, Evosea, Eumycetozoa, Acytosteliales, Cavenderiaceae. The record is from RefSeq and is a predicted model, not a curated record. Gene Ontology annotation, molecular function: protein binding; transcription coactivator activity. Gene Ontology annotation, biological process: positive regulation of transcription by RNA polymerase II; hippo signaling. Gene Ontology annotation, cellular component: nucleus; cytoplasm. The transcript is spliced from 4 exons. The coding region runs from base 1 to 1398 and encodes 465 amino acids.